GUACGCCGGCAUCAAUGUGGUCUCAAUGUAUCAUUUUCUGUGUUGUUUGAAGCCCCCUCCAACUCUGACCCACGUUACAUUGUUGAUGAAUAUAUUCCCAAGAGGCGCAAGUUGAUCAGGGGGCCAGAAGCACCAGAAUCCCCAAAAUGAUGUAUUGGAGCUGAUUCAAUCGGUAAAGGAUGGUCACUAACAUGUUUGCUUUUAGGAUACCAAGACUCAAGUCACUUUAGCUAAGGUUAUCAAGGUUCUCGGCCGUACCGGUUCCAGAGGUGGUGUCACCCAAGUCAGAGUUGAAUUCUUGGAUGACUCUUCCAGAACCAUUGUCAGAAACGUCAAGGGCCCAGUCAGAGAAAACGACAUCUUGUCCUUGAUGGAGUCUGAACGUGAAGCCAGAAGAUUGCGUUAAACACGGUUACAUCUCUAACGACCAAAAUUAUACUGCCGUUCAAAGUUAUUCAUUAACCAUGUUGUCCGUUGGAUGUUUUGGUUACGUCUGUUAUAUACUACCUUUGUUCUAAUCUAUGUCUGCUGCUUUGUGCUGCAAAACUUUUUAAAAAUCACUUAAAGCAUUUAGUCCUGCUAUUGUAGGCUUU
Babjeviella inositovora NRRL Y-12698 is the source of this 593-nucleotide messenger RNA. RefSeq lists its product as uncharacterized. The record is from RefSeq and is a predicted model, not a curated record. NCBI's taxonomy places the organism in Eukaryota, Fungi, Ascomycota, Pichiomycetes, Serinales. The transcript has a single exon. The annotation marks the transcript as partial.